UCAUUUCCUGUGUAUUGUUUUUCUAACACCUGCAGUUGCAGUGGAUGCACAAUUCACCAUCUCUGCAACUCUCUCUCCAUGUCCAUGUCCAUGUCCAUGUUCAUGGCACUAUCAAGCCUUUGGAUCAAUUUUCAUGAAGGAUUUCUUUCUGAUCUGUUUGAAGGCACAGAUAUUAAUCACAGAGGUUUCUUUGGCACUGGUCAAAAUUUUGGAGCAUUUUUAGUUUCAGCAGAUGAUCAUGCCUCUUUGGAGGCUUGUGAGAUUGGAUGUCAAGGGUAGAGUUAGUGAUCUUUUGAUUUUUUUCUUCUGAUUUCAAAGCCCUUCUUAAUUGUUAAUUGUUGAGAGGAUUUUGCCUGUUGUUGUUUGAUAUCAUUUUGAAGGGCAUGUCUGUUUAAUUAGGGUUUCUGACGUGUUCCCCGCAUGAAAAAGUACUUGAUUUUUUAGGAUUCUGGUUAGUUUUAAGCAGUAAACAUCUUUGCCUUUCCCUAAGUAGAGUUAUGCCGCAAGGUUCUUGCUUUAUGACCAUGGAUUUGUGUGAUUGUCCCUAUGAACUAGUGAAUCAAAAUGAUCUGCACCCUUUGCCAUUGCUUUGAAAUCAAGUGUAUAUCUGUGUUCUGUUAUCUCUGUUGGUAUUCUCUUCAAGAUGACUGUGAACAAUCGCUGCUUCGUGGAAUGGAAAGAGCAGUUCGUUUCGCAGGAGCGCGGUAAUCGCGUGGUUCACUAUUACCUGAAGGAUUCUGCUGGGGAAUCCGUCCUUGCAGUUGUGGGCACUGAGAGGAGUGUUAGACACAUGUGCUAUGUUGUUGCUGAGGAGUUCCUCGAGAUUUGUGGGAAGGAGGGUUCCAUUCCAACUGGUUUCAAAUGGAGAUCUAGAAGAGAGGUUGUGGAUUGGCUGACAUCUACUCUAUCAAAGCAACAUCUGCAGGGCGAUAGAAGUGUAUCACCUGGUCAUAAUUUGUUACAAGCUCAUGAGCCCACAAAUGGGAGCGUCAAUGAAAUUACUGGUCUGUCUGCACAAAUAACAGAUGACAAGGACUGUUCAAUGAGUAACUCUAAAUUAUCCAAUUCAGACAUAGUUUGGUCAGGAGUUGCGUGGACAUGUGGCAAACAAUUAAAGCAUUAUCCUUCCUUUUGCAGGAAUGGGAUCAAAAUAGUGAUUCAAUCCUUUGUUUUUGUAAUGGGGAAGGGAGAGAAUCAUUAUAUUGCUUAUGUAGAGGAUAUGUAUGAAGACAGGAGGGGGCAGAAAAAGGUUAAAGUAAGAUGGUUUCACCAUAAUCAGGAAGUUAAGGGUGUAAUUCCUGUACGAAAUCCUCACCCAAGGGAAGUUUUUAUCACACCUUAUUCUCAAGUCAUUAGUGCAGAGUGUGUUGAUGGUCCUGCUGCAGUCUUAACUCGUGAACACUACGAAAAAUGCAUGCCUUUUUUUUCCCCCACUUCAACGGACAGAAUACAUCUCUGUUUUAGGCAAUUUAGAAGCAACAAAGUGAAGCCCUUUGACUUGAGUAAACUGCGUGGCUACUACACUCAACCAGUGCUUGGUUGCUUGCACCUUGAUUCGGUCCAGAAUCCUGAGUCUAAGAGCAAUAGCCUUCCAGGAGAAGAUGAAGAGUUGAGUGCAGGUGAUGAUGUAAAGCUAGGAGCUAAGAGGAGCAGAAAUGAUAAGGGAUCUUCUCAGUCUUGGAUAGGUCGCCAGGGAGUAAGGAAGUUAAUUGGAAGUAAGGAAAUGAUGGUAUACAAAACUUUCCAGGUUGCAAAUUAUGCAAGCUCGGAAAGGAGAUUGCUUUCUCUGAAGCAGGUUGAAUGUCAGCCUUGGUAUAACCAUGCAUAUAAGGUUGAUAACAAGAUAGAGUUGCUUUGUCAAGAUAGUGGCAUCAGAGGUUGCUGGUUCAGGUGUACAGUUGUUCAGGUAGCCCGGAAACAGUUGAAAGUCCAAUAUGAUGAUGUUCAGGAUGAAGAUGGAAGUGGAAAUCUUGAGGAAUGGAUCCCUGCUUUCAAGUUGGCCAUGCCUGAUAAACUUGGGAUGAGGCAUGCUGGCCGACCCACAAUCAGGCCAGCUCCAACUUACAAGGAACAAGAACUGGCCAUUGAGGUUGGAAAUGCAGUUGAUGCAUGGUGGAGCGAUGGCUGGUGGGAGGGGGUUGUAACUAGAAUUGACAACUUUGGUGAUGAUAGUGUUCAAGUCUACUUUCCUGGUGAAUGCUUGCUGAUGAAAGUGUUCAGGAAGGAUUUGAGAAUAUCUAGAGAUUGGUUAGGGGACAGAUGGAUUAAUAUUAAGGCAAAGCCUGAAAUAACUACAAGUCUAUUCACAGCUAAUGGCUUUAACACAAAGCUUUCCACGUUGCCAUCUUUAGUUAAAGAUGUGGACUCUGUUGGUUUUGCUAAUUCGUGUCAUGGUGAUCCUGUUAGUAAGAAGUCUAAUGAACCUUCUAUCGUCGAAGCAAAAUUUGUUUCUCGUGAUGGCUUAACUGAAGAUGGUGAUUGUGCCCAGGAUGGUAAAACCCCUUCAGAAAAGAGUAUCCAAGCUGAUGAUAAUAUUGAAAUACUUGGCAGUUGUGAUAAUGAAGAAACCGGUGAGGAUAAUGAUAAGGGUAGCAAUGAUGAUGAUGACAAGAAUGAGGAUAGUAUGGAUACGGAGGAAUGUGGGAACUCCAGACCAGACUGUAAAACUGUAGAACCCAUGGAAGUGGCUGUAUAAAAAUUCUUUUAGAACUCAUGCAUAAACAUAUGAUGGUGCUGAUUGUGGAGCUUUGUCAUCAUCUCAUGUUUUAUUGUAAUCUGUGUCCAAUGUUGUUAGUCUUAGAAUGUAAAUAGUAGUUACACGGGGUGGGAAGCUUUUAGCUUUAGUUGCCUUCCUAGUUGUACAGUGUCGAGUGUAAUGUGCAAGUGUGUGUUAUCCUCCUUUCCAUUGAUUUGUAUUAAGAAGUAGAUUUCUUUUGUACGAGACAAAUAUUGUUGAGUAAUUUCACUUGUUAUCUGACAAGUUUCAUUGAUUUGGAGUCAACAUGUUUUAAGAUCUUUGAAGCUGAAUCCAUUUCAUUUUAAUUCAGGGU
Messenger RNA from Abrus precatorius (Indian licorice), 3050 nucleotides. RefSeq lists its product as uncharacterized. Bases 644 to 2695 code for a protein of 683 amino acids. The transcript has 7 exons. The record is from RefSeq and is a predicted model, not a curated record. NCBI's taxonomy places the organism in Eukaryota, Viridiplantae, Streptophyta, Magnoliopsida, Fabales, Fabaceae. Gene Ontology annotation, molecular function: chromatin binding.